Molecule: messenger RNA, 2631 nt
Organism: Anneissia japonica
Lineage: Eukaryota; Metazoa; Echinodermata; Crinoidea; Comatulida; Comatulidae
Product: putative ammonium transporter 1
Exons: 11
Coding region: 66-1580 (504 amino acids)
Biological process (GO): ammonium homeostasis; ammonium transmembrane transport
Cellular component (GO): membrane
Molecular function (GO): ammonium channel activity
Source: RefSeq, a predicted model, not a curated record
CUGGGCCAUUCUUACUUCUUCCUCGUCGAGAGACGACCUGUUUUGAAUACCGUUUGAUUUACGAGAUGACAAUGAACGGCACAGACGGGAAUUUGCAAAGCCUCGAGGAUGCACUUUCUGCGUUACAAACCAAUUCAGAUUUGUUCUUCAAGAUUAUGAUGGCCUGCAUGAUAUUUUUUAUGCAAUGUGGAUUUGCUUUCUUGGAAGCUGGGUCGGUGAGAAGCAAAAAUACUACCAAUAUUUUGAUCAAGAACUUUUUAGAUGUUUGUAUUGGGAGUGUAUUUUACUGGGCUGUUGGCUACGCGUUCGCUUAUGGCCCUGGUAACAAAUUUAUCGGUACUGAUUGGUUCUUCAUGAAAAACAUGCCCACUGAACAAGUUGACGAUUGGUUCUUUCAGUUUGUCUUCGCUGCCACGGCCGCUACGAUCGUCUCUGGUUCAAUGGCGGAGAGGACGGAGUUUGUAGCUUAUCUCGUCUACAGUGUAAUUCUGACAGGCUUUAUUUAUCCUGUUGUGACGCAUUGGGCAUGGUCUGAUGACGGAUGGUUGACAGAAAUGCCAAACAACGAACACAUUGGAUUUCAGGAUUUCGCGGGAAGUGCAGUUGUUCAUAUAUUGGGCGGUUCUGUGGCUCUAAUCGGUGCAGCGAUGCUUGGUCCACGUAUCGGACGUUUCGAUGAUAACGGUAAAGUAAUACCAAUCCACGGGCACACUGUUCCGCUUGUAGCCUUGGGAGGAUUCAUUCUGUUUUUUGGAUUCCUCGGAUUCAACGGCGGAUCUCAGGGAAGCAUUUCGAAUGCAGGUGAUGGCGUAGUAGUUGCUGAAUCAAUCGUGAAUACCGUAUUGUCUGGUGGAGUCGGCGCCCUAUGUGCGCUGUUCAUUAAGUUAGUGCUUUACAAAGGCAACCUUUGGAGUCUACUGACAACGAUCAAUGGAGGUCUAACAGGAAUGGUUGCUAUCUGUGCCGGCUGUGACGUAGUAGAACCAUGGGGUGCGUUCGUCAUCGGAUUCGUUGCUGGAAUGGUAUUCAUUGUAGUCAGCAACUUGAUGCUUAAAUUCAAAAUUGAUGAUCCACUUGAUGCUGUGGCUGUUCAUAUGGGAGGCGGUUUCUGGGGCAUCAUCGCCGUCACAGUGUUCGCAAGGGACACUGGUAUCGUCUACGCGGGCGACUCGGACUCUUUCUUGCAAUUGCUGUGGAACAUCAUCGGAUCCAUUUCCAUUUUUGCUUGGUCUCUAGUUACAUCUUUGCUGAUGUUUGGGGUUAUGCGUGCUGUAGGCAUUCUCAGAGUUAGCAGUUUAAUUGAGGAAAAAGGCCUAGACAUAGCAAAGCACGGUGAAGCGGCCUACCCAUUAACGGCAUAUGGUCAUGGAUGGGUUAACGUUGUAGAAGUGGAAACUGGAUUGAAUGGCAACACUAAACAAUUUGACACAGUUCCAAAUCAUAUCAGGCGGGAAUCGUAUGCAGGAGGCCUAGACAACACCGGAUACUCUCAAGACGAUGGAAAUAAAGACAAACCUGUUAUGAAUUCGCAAAUAGAAGAGAGCUACGAGAACGUAGCUUCUGAGAGCACUAAUUUCUGAAGAUACACCCACAACUGUUGAUGGCUAAAAUGUCAGAAUUAAAGCGACUAGUUACAGCGAUUUUCAUUUUCUGGGGCACCUGGAAGGUGGAUUGAUGUUUAGUCACAAGUAAUGAAAGCGUAGUUACUUCAAAAAAUCUGGUGGCAUAGCAGCGGUUCCUUCGAAACACGGAGUUCGUUGGCAAUUCUUUCGUUCGUAGCGCAUUGAAACAUCUACUACAUCGAAUUCAAUGAUUUUAUUAAUACCACCACAGCACACACUAUUAUUUUAAUUAUAUAAUCUAUAAUGUUGUUUAGGUGUUGGGAUAGAUGCAAAGGUCAUUAUUAUAUUGUAAUGAUGUAUAGAAUUAUGUUUUUAAUUAUUACUAUAUUAAUUGUAGGCCUACUGAAGAAUAAAUUAUCUAGGCCUAUAGAUGUUUUUAAAAAUAUUAUAUUAUACCAAUUAAUUGUUGUGAUGUGUAACAAACAACGUUGAAAAUAUAUCUUUUACGUAUAAAAAAGGCAUUAUUUCCGUUCUGUACAUUGACUACAGAACACAAAUAUUGAAAAAUCUAGAUGCUUCGAUAUGCCAUUAAGGGCCAUUAUCUGGUAAACUUUCAUAUAAUAUACUAUAUAAAAUUAUUUACAAAAUUAUCGGUAUGCAACUGCAAUAAUAAAUUCGUCUGUAUUGCAUAAAUAAUCAUUGGGCCUAAAUAUUAAGCACUUGAUUUAUAAGCGGCAGGACGAUGAAGGGUUCAGUGGCAGGUUAUAUGCAAGGGGUACAGAAUAUGGGAUGCAUGUUUCAUUGAAACAUCUACAUCGAAUUCAAUGAUUUCCUUAAUGCCACCACAGCAUACAAUGGUUGUUUAUUUUAAUUAUAUAAUAUAUAAUAUAAUGUUCAGUGGUUGGGAUAGAGGCAUAGGUCAUUAUUAUAUUGUAUUAUAUUGUAAUGAUGUAUAGAAUUACGUUUUUAAUUAUAAUAAUUGUAGGCCUACUGAAGAAUAAUAUAUCUAGGCCUAUAGAUGUUUUAAAUAUUACAGUAUACCAAUUAAAUGUUGUGAUGUAUAACAAAA